AUGAAGGCUGCAACCUCCAUCGCGUUCUUUACUCUUCUGGCCGCUGCUGAGGCUACCGGUGCUUACUGGGGCACUGAGCAAUGCUACAGUAACCCCGGCAGGUCACCCAACAAGUGUAAUGAGUGGCAGAGGACCGGUUUCGACUGGACCGGCCUCUCUACUGGAUCCUUCGGGCACUACGGCGGCUUUGACUUCUCCGGCUUUACUUGCAGCAGCAGCUUCAGUGGCGCAUCCCGCGGAAAGCGCAGUGGUAUGAGUCAGGGGAAAUGCAUCGAAGGAACUGCGUACAGAGGCGACAGCUCGUCGGCUCCCUCGUUUUCGUGCAGUGGCGACGAGGGUGGUUUCUCUAUUACCAACUUCCACAUGUCCACUUCGAAGACAACCGAUGUGCAGAUCGUCUACGGCAUGCCUGAUGGUUCGCAGUGUCGUAACACUGCUUCCUGCUCGUCCGAAGGUACCAUGAUCACCAAUGACCAGUGCGGUGGAGCCACCUCCGUCCACUUCAAGCUGCCUGACGACAGCCAUGAUGAAAGCUGCGGUUUCGUGUUCCAUCUAUUCCCACCACCCCCGUUGUUCCCCCCCGAGCAGACUGGGUCCUCGACAACUAGCGCUCCUUUGAAGAUGACUACCUCGACUGUGUACGUCACUAGUGAGAUUACGGUCACCAAAUGCGCCCCAACUGUCACCAACUGCCCGGCUGAUUCCACCAGUGUGGUGACUUCAACCAUUGCUGUCUCUACUACCGUCUGCCCGGUGACCGAGACCAGCUCUACCCCUGCUAGCCCGACUGGAGUUUAUCCUGCCAGCACACCUGCUGGUUCGUCUAUUGUGAUUCCUACCCCGUCCUCGCCUGGCGGUGUUUCUUCUGCCCCGUCUGUCCCUGCAAUUACCCCUGCUCCUUCUGGCGCUGGCGCUACUUCCACUCCUUAUGUUCCUGGAGAGACCAUAGUUACUGUCAUUACUUAUGAGACCACCACUGUCUGCCCCGUCACUGCCACGAUAACCUCUGGCUCGAGCACGUUCACCACGACCUCUAGUACUGUUUCUACUAUCACGGUCACCGAAACGUCCACUGUUUGCACCAGGUGUGAGGGAAGCACGACUACUUCUACCCCUGCCGGUGCUGGAAGCACACCUGCUCCCUCGGGAGCAGGUGCCACUUCCACACCCUCUGUCCCUUCGGAUACCACAACAACCGUGGUGACGUACGAGACCACAACUACGUGCCCUGUCACUGCCACUAUCACCUCGGGCACCAACACUAUCACCACGACUUCGAGCACGGUGUCUACCAUUACACUGACCUCGACCUCGACAUAUUGCCCCAAAUGCGUUAGCACGACUGGCACCUCGCCGACCUCGAUCCCCUCGGCUCCUUGCCCCAACACCGUUCCGCAGUGCAUCAACACGUGGCUGACACUCGUGCCUAAGUGCGCAUCUAACAGCGACGCGAAGUGCUUCUGCCCGAACAAGGAGUUCACCAAGAAGGUCCUUUCCUGCAUUGACUCAUGGGGUGCCUCUAAGGCGGAGAUUGAGUCGGCCAUGUCCUACUUCACUGGUAUCUGUGCCUCGUGGAUCCCGCAGAACCCGGCCAUUGUGACUGCUAUCCCCUCGACUAUCACUAUCGGUCCGACUGGCGUCUCUCCGGCCUCUGGCUCAGGUGUUUCCUCUGUUGCCGUGAUCACUUCUGCUCCGGUUACCACCAUCACCUACUCGAGCCUUACCGUCACAGUUCCGCAGGUCAAGUUCACUACGUCUACUGCGGAGGGCAAUAGCCCGACUGUCGGUCUGGUCCCCGCCGAGACUCCCAGCAGCACCUCGCCUGUCUACACUGGACUUCCUCCGUCGGUGCCUGCUUCCUCGACCUUGGUGGUCAGCAGCCGGCCCUCGACCGUCGCAACGCACACUCCUACUUCAGUAUACAGCUUGGCGUCGACGGUCUCAUUCUCUUCGAGUCUUCUGCUCGCGUCUGUCGCCGCCCUGUUCGGCCUGAUGCUGUAA
Messenger RNA from Penicillium riverlandense, 2001 nucleotides. Its product is annotated as extracellular serine-threonine rich protein. Bases 1 to 2001 code for a protein of 666 amino acids. The record is from RefSeq and is a predicted model, not a curated record. The transcript is spliced from 4 exons. NCBI's taxonomy places the organism in Eukaryota, Fungi, Ascomycota, Eurotiomycetes, Eurotiales, Aspergillaceae.